AUGCGAUGCUUGCACGAUUCUUCUGGUCUAAUAGCUCUGGUAAAGGAAUUGCUUGGAAAAGCAAGGAGCUCUUGCAUUUGCAAAAAGGUGCUGGUGGUCUCGGCUUACGUAGUAUUGCGAUGCACAAUCGUUCCUCUGAUGAAGAAAGUUUGGCGUAUUCAUAGAAUUCCAGUGACCUCAUCAGUAAGGUAUUUUCCGAUACAAACUGGGCACUGGAUCAUCGACACCUACACUGCGUUAAUGCGGGGUCAAUGUUCUUGGGGUGCGCGAGGUUUAAUUCAAGCAGAGCAGGAGCGCUGGGUUCAUGGGAGGAUUCCCCUCUUUCGGGAUAAUGUUCCUCUUCGUACUGCUGCUACGGUCUCCAUUGCUUCUCUCCUGCUGCCUAAAAAACAAGGCUGGAAUGUUCCCCGGCUUCAGUCACUUUUUCAUUCCAGUACGGUUCGUGAUAUACGUACUCUUGAAAUUCCUCGCCUCACAAACCAAGUUGAUCUUUCUAUUUGGCCUUUUACUACAUCGGGCCACUACACUACCAAAUCUGGAUACUACUUCCUUUCUCGACAUACUGACAUCUACAGCAUGACUCCCCCUCUCAAUUCGAAGUUUUUUCGGAUUUUAUGGGGGUUGCGCAUCAUGCCAAAAUGGAAAAUUUUCCUCUGGAAAUUGUUCCACAACGGGUUAGCAACAGCUGCUAACCUUUCCUACCGUGGUCUGGCCAUAUCAGAUAGUUGUCCAAGCUGCAACAUGGAACCUGAGACAUCCCAACACCUCUUCCGAUUUUGCUCUCUAGCCACUACUGCUUGGCAAACUAGCCAACUACGUAUUCAUUUCAACGCUACUCCCCUUGUGGCCUUUAAAGAUUGGCUCAUUGCAUGGAUACACUAUUUCUACCAGCAGGAUGGAUAUAACGGCCUUCGUCUUCCCGUGUUUGUGGCUAUUUUAUGGGCUAUUUGGCAGGCUCGCAAUAAUAAGGUCUUCAACGGAAUAAUACCUGAUAUGCCUCUAAUCCGUUCACUCCAGGAUAAAGGCAUUCAGCAGCACUACACCUUUCUGGCUAAUCCUAUUCCUGGGUUUCUUUUUGCACAUUUUGGGACAGCCUUCUGCGGGGUACCACAAAUACAUUUACAAGUGGAUGGUUCCUGGAAGAAAUCUUCUUUAUUGGCCGGUAUUGUCUGGGUUGCUGAGCAUGUUAAUACUCAAACUACAGAAGUGCAAGGAGGCUGCAUUUAUGCGGAGUCACCACUGGUUGCUGAAGCAAGGGCUUGUCUGGGGGCCUUGAUUUGGGCGCAAUCUCAAGGAUAUUGCCAAAUUUUGAUCUACACUGAUUUUGAUGUACUAGUUCGGAGUUUACUUCAUCAAGACACACAACCUAUCUCGAUCGCAUGGACUCUCAAUGACAUUCGCUCCCUUGGACAUCAACUCCAAUGGUGUCGAAUUUUAAAAGUUAAUCGUCAACAAGUCCAGAGGGCACAUGACCUGGCCAAUCAUGUUCGCCUAGGACAUAUUCCCAUGGCCACUCUGUAG
Molecule: messenger RNA, 1521 nt
Organism: Beta vulgaris subsp. vulgaris (sugar beet)
Lineage: Eukaryota; Viridiplantae; Streptophyta; Magnoliopsida; Caryophyllales; Amaranthaceae
Exons: 2
Coding region: 1-1521 (506 amino acids)
Molecular function (GO): nucleic acid binding; RNA-DNA hybrid ribonuclease activity
Source: RefSeq, a predicted model, not a curated record